Molecule: messenger RNA, 459 nt
Organism: Neoarthrinium moseri
Lineage: Eukaryota; Fungi; Ascomycota; Sordariomycetes; Amphisphaeriales; Apiosporaceae
Exons: 1
Coding region: 1-459 (152 amino acids)
Source: RefSeq, a predicted model, not a curated record
AUGACCCAGGUCAUUCAACUUGGCCUUCUCGUCGAAGCCGUCCUCAACGUGAUCGGUGCUGCGGUGUUCAUCAGAUAUCCAGCCUGGUGUCUAUCAUACGUCGUCUCUUCUGAUACAGUACCACCCAGUGCCGCUGUGCUAUGGCAAAUUUACGGCGGCCUUGUCCUUGCUCUUACUAUACCCAUACUCCUUGUCAUCCCCAAUUCGCCGACUGUCUUUGAACAGCGGAGCCUCAUUUUCAAGACUCUCACAGCGGGCGAGUUGGUCCUAAUUGGUGUAUUGAGCUGGCACGCCAGCAAGCCUAUUGAAAGCGGAUUUACUUGGUCCGGACUGGCCCUGAGCGCCAUGUUCCUGCUGCCCGCACUCACUUGGCACUCUUGCGCUGCUUUUGUUCUGCCUGAUCUUAUGCGUCCAAGUACACGAAUUAGGGAUAACGGGGAAGCUAGGAAGGGUUUGUAG